Messenger RNA from Pangasianodon hypophthalmus (striped catfish), 1748 nucleotides. It is a transcript of the gene bcl2l12, whose product is annotated as BCL2 like 12. The record is from RefSeq and is a predicted model, not a curated record. Gene Ontology annotation, biological process: regulation of apoptotic process. NCBI's taxonomy places the organism in Eukaryota, Metazoa, Chordata, Actinopteri, Siluriformes, Pangasiidae. The transcript has 9 exons. Bases 443 to 1564 code for a protein of 373 amino acids.
UGCAGGGGCGGAGCUUCAGUCAGGACUCCACCACGCAGGCGAGAGUGACAGAGGCACGAGAGAUUUAUUUACAAGUAACACGAACUAAUAUCACUAUUACAGAUAUAACACUGUGGUCGUAAAACCGACAGCGAGAGUGAGUUUUUAAGUCGUUACUUAAAAAUAAACGAUUUACCUCAGAGUGUGGUGAUUAGCCGGUAAAGUUUAGCUCGGUUCUGCGUGACAUCCGUAGCCUACGGUACAGUGUUCAGCACUUACGCACCGAAACCUGCGUAUCUGUCUUCUGUGAAUCCCCCGGGACUUAGCGCGUCGAAUGGCCGCCACGCCGUCGCGCUGACGCUGGAAUCACUACCACAGCAGAACUGCUGCAGGUUUCCACUCCUCCGGCGUUCGAGCGAGAGAACGUCUCGCAUGGUGUGGAGGUGAGAGAGAGUCCGGAGGAAUGCCGCCGACCAACAGCUUGCGGAUGUCAGUGGAGGUGGCUGGUCCACCCUCUCCCAGUCCGUCCCUCAUCGAGGUAAAAGAAGAGACGCUUUUGGUGUUAAAGAGUUUUCUCCGUCAUGCUCUCUCCAUCGCUCCUGGAGAUCGACCGGGGAGAAUCGGGGGCGAAUAUCACGACCCCAACAAGUACAGUGUGCUGCCGAAAGAGAAGCAGAGAAAAGAUGAAAGCGGAUGGGACUCUCUGGAUGAGAAGAUCAGUGCUGCAGAGGAGAAGAAACACGGCAUCAAAAACCUGAUAAAGAGACGUCUGAGGCCACGCCCCUCCCCUGCACGACACGCCCAGAAGUUCACCAGCCCUGACCAAUCACAGAACGGCUCUGUGUCCGGCCAGGGAGAAGCGCCUACUCCGCUGAGACGUGGAGCUUCGGUUUCACAGGGCUGUGCAGAGGAUGAAAAAUCCUCAGCGUCGGACGAGGAGGGCGAGCGGAAAACAGGCGAAAAAAAGAAAAAGAAGAACAAACUGAAGCUGGUGGAGCUUUUUAAGAAAAAAAGCCUAAAGAAAGAGGACGUGCGACCUCCGAGGCCGACGUCACUUCGUGUGAAAGAGGAGGCGGAGCCAGCAAAACCCGCGCUGUCACCGACGCACCCUCCUGAGUUCUACGAUGGCGUGGCCAAGACGUUGGGCCGAAUCGCUCAGCAAACUGUGAAGAGGAAACCACAGAGUAAACCCGAACCCGUCCAGCCCAAAGGAGACAAUAAAGAAGCCAUCAUACAGCAGCUCGUCCACUUACUGACGGCGCAGGGAGACGCCAUUAACGAGAAGAUUCAGGCUAAUCCUCAGCUGCGUAAGUCGCUGAACCGAAUGUCCUACACGUCCUUCGCCAGACUGCUCGACUCCUGCGCCAAUGAAGCUGUAGACCCGCCCCUUCCUGUGGCCAAGAGCCCCACCCUGCGACGUGUGGCCAUCACCAUGGAGAUGACCCGGCGGGUCGUCACGGCGACGGGGGUGACGCACCGUGUGGAGGGAUUUGCUGAGCGCUACAUGGAGAACUUCGCUCCCUGGGUGAAGAGUCAGGGAGGAUGGGAAAGCAUUGUGCAGAUGGAGGUGCAGGAGUUCGACUAAUUGUGCAGUGAAGUUUGUGUGUGUGUGUGUGUGUGAGCUGUGAACACACACCGAGCUGCACAUCAACACUACUGAUCACACACCUCUUAUAUACACAUAUCUAUUUAUGUUUUUUAAAAUGUGAUGAUUUUUUUAAGUGGGCUGGGGUUUUUAAAAUGUAUCUUUUAUACCAUAUAUAUAUAUA